Molecule: messenger RNA, 2896 nt
Organism: Nyctereutes procyonoides (raccoon dog)
Lineage: Eukaryota; Metazoa; Chordata; Mammalia; Carnivora; Canidae
Gene: ENO4
Product: enolase 4
Exons: 14
Coding region: 1-1884 (627 amino acids)
Biological process (GO): glycolytic process
Cellular component (GO): phosphopyruvate hydratase complex
Molecular function (GO): phosphopyruvate hydratase activity; magnesium ion binding
Source: RefSeq, a predicted model, not a curated record
AUGGGAGAAGGCGGCGGCGGCCGUAGCUUUGGGACCGCUAGGGAGCUGCAGAAGCUGAAGCAGCAGGCGAUGGAGUACUACCGGGAGAACGACGUCCCGCGCAGGCUGGAAGAGCUGCUCAACUCCACCUUCUACCUCCAGCCUGCCGACGUCUACGGGCACCUGGCAAACUGCUUUGCUAAACUUGCAAAGCCGCCCACCAUAUGCAAAGUAGUGGGGAAAAAUGUAUUGGAUGGACUGGGGCUUCCAACCCUACAAGUGGAAAUAUUCUGCACCAUUCAAAAUUUUCCCAAGAACAUAUGUUCGGUGGUGAUCUCCACACACUUUGAAGUCCAUGAGAACGUUUCACCCGAGCUGGCCGAGGCGGAGCAAGUGGAAAGGUUGGCGGCCGUCAGCACCGCUGUGCAGUGGGUCAACGGAACCAUCACAGAGGAGCUUUGGGGCAUGGUGCCCUCCCACCAGGCUGAGGUGGACCAGGUGCUCAGGACAUUCUUUGAGAAUAAAGUACAGGAAGAUAAAGAGAGGAGAGAAUUGGAAAAGAGCCUGGAAGACCCAACAGCGCCCAUCCCUUUACCUCUGCCACCACCACCUCCUCCUCCCCAACCUCCAGCAAAAAAAAAAGGACAAAAGCAAGGGAGGAAUGAUACUGUCACAGAGAAACCUAUUCUGCCUCCAGAACCUGCUGAACCCGUACUCAGUGGCAGCAUGGCCAUAGGGGCCGUAUCACUAGCUGUGGCCAAAACCAGUGCCAUCCUGGGCAAUAACCCCCUCUACUUAAAUAUCGCAUUACUGAAGCAGCAGGAGCAGCCUGCAAAGCUCACUGUACCUUUGCUAAUGGUGUCUCUGGUCAGCUGUGGGAAGGCAUCGCCGGGCAAGCUGAAUUUAAUGAAAGAAUUGAUGUGUAUACCGCAUCCCGGGUUAACAGCUAAACAAGGUGUGGAGAUGCUUCUGGAAAUUCAGAAACAUAUUAACAAAACAAUCGAAAUGACCCCUCCUCCAAAAACAGAGACCAGAAAAGGGCAUAAUGGAAGCAAAAGAGGUCAACAGCCCAUCACUGGCAAGAUGUCCCAUCUUGGCUGUUUAACCAUUAAUUAUGACACCAUAGAGCAGCCACUGCUCCUGAUACAAGGCAUCUGUGCGAACCUGGGGCUGGACAUGGGGACAAACCUGCAUCUAGCCAUCAACUGUGCUGCACAUGAGCUGAUGGAUUACAAUAAAGGAAAGUAUGAAGUAAUGACGGGAAUACACAAAAACACAGCUGAGAUGCUUGACCUGUAUGUGGAUCUGAUCAACAAGUUCCCUUCAAUUAUCGCCUUAAUUGAUCCUUUCAGGAAGGAGGAUUCUGAACAGUGGGAGAGCAUCUAUAAUACUCUUGGUUCCAGGUGUUACAUCAUCGCAGGAGCUGCAUCCAAAAGCAUUUCUCAGCUUCUAGAGGGUGGCAACAACAGCACCCCCAAAUCCAGUGGGGUGAUCAUAAAACACACCAAUCAAACGACGGUGUCUGACUUGGUGGAAGUAACCAGUCUUCUUGACAGUAAGCAGCACAUCACCGUCUUCGGAAGUACAGAAGGAGAGUCGUCUGAUGACAGCCUGGUCGAUUUGGCCAUUGGACUCGGUGUCCGGUUUAUCAAGUUGGGAGGUCUUUCUCGAGGCGAACGGGUGACUAAGUACAACCGCCUUUUUACUAUAGAGGAAGAGCUUGUCCAGAAUGGAACACUGGGUUGCAAUGAAGGACACACAUUUUUUUCCUUGAAUGACGAAGUGGAAACGGGGACCAAGGCAUCCAAGGCCGUGGCCCCCGUGACUGGUGAGCUGCCAGAGCUGCCAGAGCUGCCGGAGCCUGUCUUCCCCAUUGAAGUGAUGGAGGCAUCGGCCAACGCAUGAGUGUCUUCCGGAUGGAACCGUGGACGCCCGGCUUAGGGCCACACAGCCAGCAGGAGACCCGCAGAGCCCACGGGUGUCUUCACAUUGGUUUUGCUAUAAAACGCCCCUAACCAGUGCACUCUUUUUAUGAUUUCACUGUUGAAUAAAUUGAUAUGUAGCAUUUCUGCCUGAAAUUAUACCUGUGGGAUGUGUCUUCCAGACAUCUCAUUUCCAUGGGAAUUUCAUCCGUAUACCAGCAAUCCUGUCCACUUGGGGGGCUACGGCCUAGUAAGAGUCCAGGACCCCUGUGGCUGACAUAUCCAUGCCGGAAAGCACAGAUGCAUUUUUGUAGCCAGCCUCAUGCAGGAAGAAGUGUGAGAACUUCAGUUUUUGUAACCGCCAAAGGCUUCUUUUGACUUCCUUACCCUUAAUUCUUUUCCCUGAUUCCCUCCUCUUUCUAAAUUUUCAUCUUUAUUAUUUUACUUACAUGCUUGUGGGCGUCCUAAGAUCCUUUUUGGAAAAAGAAUCAGUAUAAAUGAAUAAACCCAUCAGUAAGUGCAUAAAUAGUCUUAAGGUAAUUAACUGCUCAAUUAUUUAUGCAACAGCAUCUCAGAGGCGACUAAAAAUGAUACAUCGUAUAGGCUGACUGGAUGAAGUGCCUCUCUUGUAAGCCAGUAUCAGGGUUAUAGCAGAAAAGUACUAGAAAUAAAAUUAUUCACACACCUACAGAUAUAAUAAUGUCCUACUGCUUUAUAGAAUUUAGAUUCUCUGUUUAAAGUUAUCAUUUGUUUUCCUCCAAAAUUAUAAAAAUUGUUAGGUACUGACCUGUGGGAGAGUUGGCUGGGUUUAGAUUUCUGAUAUAUUCCCUAAGUUUUCACUAAGCACAUUGAGAACUUUUCCUUUUGAAGAGUACCCAUAGAGAAACUUAAUGGCCUCAUGGUAAAGCCAGGGCCUUACACUCAAAGCAAUGAUUUAAAAUUGGCUCAUGGCACCUUCUCUCAGAGCAAGGGCCAGGAGGACUGGCUGGUAUCUA